Salarias fasciatus (jewelled blenny) is the source of this 1065-nucleotide messenger RNA. It is a transcript of the gene ankrd39, whose product is annotated as ankyrin repeat domain 39. Gene Ontology annotation, biological process: protein K6-linked ubiquitination. Gene Ontology annotation, molecular function: ubiquitin-protein transferase activity; protein binding. Lineage: Eukaryota; Metazoa; Chordata; Actinopteri; Blenniiformes; Blenniidae. The record is from RefSeq and is a predicted model, not a curated record. The transcript is spliced from 4 exons. Bases 276 to 821 code for a protein of 181 amino acids. Gene Ontology annotation, cellular component: BRCA1-BARD1 complex; BRCA1-A complex.
CUGACGUUUUUUCCAUAGUGAAUGAAGUAUGUCAUUUUCCUCAUAGAAACAUGCUUUGUUUACGUUUUUAUCGCAAUUUAACAUAAAUAAUAGUUCAACAUAACUUCUUUUCCUCAGCCUAUUUGUCGAAACCCGUCCUGAUGAUGGUGGUAAAGCACCACGAUGCUGUCGUUGACGACACAUUGAAGAAGAAGCUGCCUGACAUGUGAUGGUCUCUCCAAAACUUGAAAGUAUAGUUUAUAUUUGAUUUGUGAUCGAUCUGCCAGUGAAACAUCAUGUCAGACAAACAUCACUGUGCGUGCUGCUCUCAUCCUGCCUCCUCUCCCAGCGUUCACCAGACCCUGGAUGAGAUGGACUUUGAGCGAGGUAUCUGGUCUGCUGCAAUGGAUGGAGACUUGGAGAGGGUCACGUCUUUAGUUCAGAAGGGGACAGACCCAAACCUGAGAGACUCAGCAGGAUACACAGCUCUGCACUACGGGAGUCGCGGUGGUCAUCUGGCUGUGUGCACGUUCCUGCUGGAGAGCGGGGCCUGUGCAUCUCCUCAGACGCCCGGCGGGGCCACGCCGCUCCACCGAGCAGCUUACUGCGGUCACCUGGACGUGGUGCGGCUGCUCCUGCAUCACAGAGCCGACCCCACGCUCUGCGAUGACGACGGUUCGUCCGCUUUGCAUAAGGCUGCAGAGCGAGGCCAUGAGAGUGUGUGCCGACUGCUCCUGGAGUUCUGCCCAGCUCUCUGCAGCCAGGUGAACAAGAGGCUGCAGCUCCCGCAGCAGCUGGCACAGCGGGCGGACCUGCAGCGGCUUCUAAAGCCACCGCCGUGAUGAGGACACACACACACCUGAGGACCCGCCGACAGCACUGAAGGCAUUUAAGAUGAUACUUGCUGAAGACUUUUCAAGUCUGAAUUUGACUGAGAUUCAUGAGAUGAAUUUAAAAGUGCCUCCGAGAUGAAACAUCUUUAAUAUUAAUAUACAUUUGGGAAUUUUCUUCCAAUACCACUGUCUUGUUUUUGUAAUAGAUGCAUUUCUUUUAGUUCCACCGAAUAAAAACAUCAAAUCUUUCAAA